AUGCCACCCAAGCGCCCCACAGACGGCGCUCCUACCGGCGCGGACCUCAAGCGGCAGCGGAUGCGGGCUCAGCGAACAAUUGCGGUCGAGGGGCAGAAGGGGCGGGCUGGGGGUUCUGCGGGCAGCGGCAACGCUGGCUUGCCCGCCGUCCUAGAAGUCGAGAAGUUCGCUCAGGCCCGAGUCUUUGAGAUCACUGCCAUGCAGCGGGCUAUGAAGUCCGCCAAAGAAGCGGGCACUCAACGCGCUUUCCAGUCGCUUCCUCGACAUCUGCGGCGGCGAGCUGCGAGCCACAACAUCCGCCGGCUGCCGUCAAGAUUGCGCGAAAGGGCAAAGGCAGAGGUACCGAAAGACGCUGCAAAGCCGAAGCGUGUCUCGCGCAGCAUGCUCGGACGGCACAGACAGAAGCCAGGCAUCAAGGCGGAGCUCUUCCGGCAGCGGCAGCAGAAUAAGUUGUGGCUGGAGACGCAUGUUUGGCACGCCAAGAGAAUGCACAUGACCGAGAUCUGGGGACAUCGCCUCGCUGAGACACCGACGGCGAAAGCGUUCCGGUCCUCCUAUCGCGCAUCCCAUCACGGUGCACUCGUGCACGACGCAAGCUACUAUCAGUACUUUCAGCUCGACGGCCCUUUCGCCGACCUUGAGCGGAUUCUGCAAGCUGUUUGCGACCCUGCUGCAGUCUCUCCGGCGUCAAAGCGCUUCUCGUCCGGAUCUCGCGAAUGUACGGUCGACGUGUACGACACUACGCGGGCGUACCCGAACGGUCUGCUUGGCCCGGCCACCUUCAUUUGGCGACCCGAAAUCGCAGACUCCGCGCCGAGCACCUCCACCGCCUCUCCCUCCCGCACUCUUCUCGUCCGCGUCCACCCGGCUGUCGCACGCCACGCCGCAUCAUCCGUUCAGCAUGCGAUCGAGCACCUCAAGCUUGGGUUGAGUGUCGGAUUAAGGCGGUACGAGAAGGGGUUCCUGACCUUCGAGGUGACGGGACGGAGGGCGACGGAAGUUGUCAAGGCGGUGUUGAAGCCGGUCAAGGGAACGGACGGGGCGACGAAAGCAGCUUGGCGCAAGCUCGACGCGAAGGCAGGUCCUGGCGGAGUGCCUGAGGGGAUGGUGUUCGGCUUGGAGGUGUAUGACCCGCGACUCUCCUUCCCGCCUCAGCUCGAGAAGGCUUCGCCCGACACCGUCAACCUCGAGCGGCUCGUCCCUGCACCUCCGAUCGCUUCCGCGCCAACUUUCUGGGACAUCAAGCACCGCGCUUCGAUCCACACGCCGCGUUUCAAGAAGCGCGACCUCGAUGCACGGCGAGCGGAAGAGCUGAUUCCCGGCACUCGCCUCGCUCCGCUCGCGCAGGACGACCGCAUCCCUGUCCUCCUCUCUCAGCGCAUCAUUGGUUCGCAAUCGACCUCCCCGUCCCGCUCUCGCCCACCUCCAAUCCACGGCUGGACCCUCACUGUUCCGGCGGGCUGGGGCAUGCCCUUCUGGUCCUCGCUCGUCUACUCGACACCGCGCGUCGCCGGGAUCCGCGAGCGGUCUCACCAGUACUACGAAGCCGGCGCACCCCGCUUUCCCGAAGACUACGUCGGCUCGCCCGGUUUCGAUGAGCACGAGACGAGGCGCGAGGCGGACGAGCAAGGGUACUGGGAGCGAAGACCGCCUGCGAAGAGGCCGAACUACGACAAGUUUGGCACGCGGUCGCCUUGGAAGGUCGAGAUGGGCGAGGUGCUGACGACGGCGUGGUCGAGGAGCGGCUUCUCAGUCGAGCAAGAGGAGGGCAAUUCGGCUGAGGGCAGACCUUUCCUCGUUCCGGCGUCGAUCGCUCGGUUUGUCCUGCGUCACGUCGACGCCAGCGACGCUCUGAGCGGCAUGAUGCAGCAGGACCCGCCCGCCGGCCAGCCAACACCUCGGCAGCGACUGCAGCAGCUCGAGGUGGACCUGCUCGCCGAGUGGGCGGCAGCCUCGACCUCGGCGGACCCGUCCUGUUCCUACCUCUCUCGCGCUAUGGUCCGCGUCCGCCUCACACCCUGCACGCGCGGCGUCCCGGAGGACCUCGGCUUGGUCUACGAGCUGGACGAGGAGCAGGCUUCGCUUGUGCGCGAGAAGGUGGACAAGGCGCUCAAGGGGAAGAAGGUGCUCGCGACGGGAGAAGGCGAAGGUGCCGAGGAUCUCUGCGAUCCGCCCUCGCCCGACCAGGUCAUCGGCCGCAUAACGACAGGCCAGUUCUGCCUUUCACAGGGUCACGGCGACAGCAUCGCCGUCGUCUCGCUCUAUCGCUUGCUGGCCAUGGCGAAGCGGAGCCCUGGCCUUCAGCGCUUAGUCCUCUGCCGCAACCGCGACAGCGAGACGUUCCGCGCUGCGACCGUCGAGCUUCUGUAA
Messenger RNA from Rhodotorula toruloides NP11, 2370 nucleotides. RefSeq names its product ribonuclease P/MRP protein subunit POP1. The record is from RefSeq and is a predicted model, not a curated record. Gene Ontology annotation, biological process: tRNA 5'-leader removal. Gene Ontology annotation, cellular component: nucleolar ribonuclease P complex; ribonuclease MRP complex. Lineage: Eukaryota; Fungi; Basidiomycota; Microbotryomycetes; Sporidiobolales; Sporidiobolaceae. The transcript has 12 exons. The coding region runs from base 1 to 2370 and encodes 789 amino acids.